Ipomoea nil (Japanese morning glory) is the source of this 1528-nucleotide messenger RNA. RefSeq names its product putative protein tag-278. Lineage: Eukaryota; Viridiplantae; Streptophyta; Magnoliopsida; Solanales; Convolvulaceae. The transcript is spliced from 3 exons. The record is from RefSeq and is a predicted model, not a curated record. Bases 134 to 1168 code for a protein of 344 amino acids. Gene Ontology annotation, biological process: negative gravitropism; response to red or far red light.
AGCAAAUGCCAAUUUUUUUCAUUUCAAUAAUCUCUGUUUCUGUGUUGGAGCUGCAUUAUCGUCGUCGUUUUCAGAGGCCCUCUCCGCUUCGUCGGUGCGCUUCCAUUUUUUUCUUCCCAAAUCGCAAGGUGUUAUGGCCGGAGAGGACAAUAUUGAAUUCUCAGUUUUAAAUUCUCACAUGACACCAACACAUGUUGAUUUGAAGCAAGAGAUGGAACCGAGCCAGUGUAAAGCGGAUGCUUUGGAAGCAAAACUUUUAGAGGUAAAAUCUUGCAUACAGGAUUCCGAAUUAGAAGCGAAGAAGGAGUUGGACGUACUUUGGCGGAGGGUCAGAACUGCUGCAUCAUUGAUGGCGUACCUGAAAACAAAAGCUAGGGUCAUGGGUGUUCCUCAUUUGGCCAAUAUGACAUGUGGUAUCAAACAACUAGAUGGAGUGGGGCUAGUUGACAGAAAUGGUGUUCCGUUGUCUGGUUGGUCAAAGGAUGUAGAUCUCUCUUCUUCUGAUGAUCCAGAUGAGGAAACGUGGAUUAAGCUUUGUAGUAAUCAAGGUUCUCUUGAUGAACAAGAUGGAGCCUAUAUUAGUGAGUUAUUGCGAAGUGUACAGAUGGUUACGGAUGUUAUGGAGAGUCUCGUUAAGAGGGUUUUAAUGGCUGAAUCGGAAACUGCUGUUGAGAAGGUGAAGGUGACGAUAGGAGAGGAAGAGAUUCGAAAGAAGGCACUCCAAAUCGAAAACAUGUCUGUAAAAUUAGAAGAGAUGGAAAGGUUUGCACUGGGCACGAAUUGUAUCAUAAACGAGAUGCGCCAGAGAGUUGAGGAUCUAGUUGAAGAAACUUCUAGACAGAGACAAAGAGCCUCGGAAAAUGAUGAGGAGCUUUGUCGCGUCAAGCAAGACUUUGAAUCUCUCAAAUCCUAUGUUAGUAGUCUCAUUAGCGUGAGAGAAACUCUCCUUUCAUCUGAAAAGCAGUUCCAGACAAUCGAAAGGCUCUUUGAACGGCUGGUCGCGAAAACAACUCAGUUGGAGAGCGAGAAGGCACAGAAAGAGGCUGAAGUCCAGAAACUCAUGGAAGAGAACGUGAAGUUGACUGCGUUACUGGACAAGAAAGAGGCCCAACUCCUGGCCAUGAAUCAGCAAUGCAAGCUCAUGGCACUUAGUGCUUUAAAUGGCUAGUCUGCCACACUUACACAGGCAUUUGUGCCCCCGCUUUUAUCACAUUCAACCCACCUGUUGGCCUUCCAGCAGAUUUAGGUGAGUGGAGCUGUAGAAUUCUGUAAAGGUUCCUUCUUUUUUUCUCGUGGUUUUAAUGGGUGAAACCCAAAUGCGUAGUCGUUUUAUGUUGGUUGGCUGAUUGGGCAAUUUGCCAAAGGAAAUUAAAACACCUUUAGAUCUGAUACAGAACUUUGUUGCAUCCUGUGUGAUGCCUGCCUGUGUGACAAUGUUCAACAAAAAGCGGCUUUUCGCCUUGUAGUAUAAUUGUUCAAGCUGAGUGUGAGAAUCUUUAUAAGAGGUCUGGUGCUCAAUGUUUCUUUC